Aspergillus ruber CBS 135680 is the source of this 1509-nucleotide messenger RNA. Its product is annotated as amino acid transporter. The transcript has 16 exons. The coding region runs from base 1 to 1509 and encodes 502 amino acids. Gene Ontology annotation, molecular function: transmembrane transporter activity. Gene Ontology annotation, cellular component: membrane. Lineage: Eukaryota; Fungi; Ascomycota; Eurotiomycetes; Eurotiales; Aspergillaceae. Gene Ontology annotation, biological process: transmembrane transport. The record is from RefSeq and is a predicted model, not a curated record.
AUGAAGGACACCGACAGCAAUUCCGAGCGCAGUCCCGAACUACGGCGCAACUUUUCCACUUGGUCGAUGCUUGGCUUGGCCUUUGCAGUGCUAAACUCGUGGACAGCUCUCUCGGCCAGUUUAUCAAUCAGUCUGACAUCCGGGGGAAGCACGAGUGUUGUCUGGGGCCUCGUCACAGCUGGCAUAUGUAACCUGUGCAUUGCCGCGUCGCUGGCCGAGUUUCUUUCUGCCUACCCUUCGGCGGGUGGGCAAUAUCAUUGGGUCGCAGUGUCGUGGCCGAAAUGGAUCCCAAUCCUGUCUUGGAUCACGGGCUGGAUCAAUGUCGCCGGAUGGGUCGCUCUCGUUGCAACAAACUCACUUCUCUCUAGCGAGUUGAUCAUGGGAAUCAUAGCUUCCCUGCAUCCAAGCUUUGAGAGUCAACGCUGGCAACAAUUCCUCGUGUAUAUCGGCUUUACACUUGGAGCGUUUGUGAUUAAUGCAUUUGGGAAUUCCAUAUUACCAACAGUUUAUCGCGGUGCUUUCAUCUGGUCGAUCGGUGGUUUCGCCGUUGUAUCUAUCACGGUCCUUGCCUGCGCUUCUCCAGACUAUAACUCGGCAUACUUCGUGUUCUGCGAUUUUGUAAAUAAAACAGGAUGGCCGGAUGGAAUCGCCUGGUUACUCGGAUUAUUACAAGGAGGACUCGGAGUGACUGCAUUUGACUCCGUGGCCCACAUGAUCGAAGAAAUCCCCAAUCCCCGCAGCGAAGGACCAAAAGUGAUGGUAUACUGCGUUGGUAUUGGCACCUUCACCGGUGCCAUAUUUCUCAUAGUAUUACUGUUCGUGGCCGGUGAUAUCAACGCAAUUACCAGCUCAAAGGCCGGGCCUUUGUUGCAGAUUCUUAUACACGCAACGAAUAAUACUGCUGGGGCUAUUUGCUUGUUGAUGCUGCCGCUCGUUUGUCUUGCAUUUGCGACAACAAGUGUUAUGACGACGAGUAGUCGGAUGAUUUAUGCGUUUUCCAGGGAUGGUGGAUUGCCGGCAUCGCGAUGGCUUGCCCAAGUCCACCCUCGAAUGGGAUUGCCAUUGAAUGGACUUAUUCUGACAACAGCUGUCGUGAUUAUCUUCGGAUUAAUCUUCUUGGGGUCCUCAAGGUAUGCUCCCCCGCGCAUUCGCAUGUCAACAAUAUUAAUUAUGGUCAGCGCAUUCAACGCCAUCGUUUCGUCAUCUGUCGUCGCCCUAGACUUAUCCUACGCAAUGCCCAUCGCCGUCAACUGUCUCCGCGGCCGGAAUCUUCUCCCCCCGCGAGCGUGGAAGUUAUCGUCUGGUAUGGGGUGGCUGGCGGAUAUCCUUGGCUUGUCGUAUAUCGCCCUGACGACGGUGCUAUUUUUGUUUCCGCCUGGACGGCCGGUCACUGGGAGUAGCAUGAAUUAUUGUAUUGUUGCCUUCGCCAUCAUUGUUAUUAUCUCGGUAGGUCACUGGAUUAUACAUGGGCGGAAGCAUUUUACCGGACCUCGUGAAAUAUCAUCGUAA